Molecule: messenger RNA, 1281 nt
Organism: Cyanidioschyzon merolae strain 10D
Lineage: Eukaryota; Rhodophyta; Bangiophyceae; Cyanidiales; Cyanidiaceae
Product: similar to mitochondrial inner membrane protein OXA1
Exons: 1
Coding region: 1-1281 (426 amino acids)
Biological process (GO): mitochondrial respiratory chain complex IV assembly; protein insertion into mitochondrial inner membrane from matrix
Cellular component (GO): mitochondrial inner membrane
Molecular function (GO): membrane insertase activity
Source: RefSeq, a predicted model, not a curated record
AUGCUUCGUCAGUGUUUGUUCGGGGUGGGUCGGCUCCUCUCUGGUGAGCAAGGCCUCAAAAAUGCCUCUCGUUUCCUCGCUCGAGGUAUACACGCACGAGCAGCACACGCACUGCCUGUUACGCGAGCUAGCACUCCCGGUGCUACGUUGGUACAGCGAGACCCUUUUCGCAGACUGGACUGCAUAGAUCUCGGAAAACUGCAGGUUCGAAGGCUCCAAAGUGAGUCAUCGAGGGCAGUUGGACGCGCCGAAAGCGCCACCGCAGUGCUCGGUGCGGAAAGUCCGAAGUCGACUGGGCCUGGUACAACCACUGUCGACUCGGAGGCCACAGCGAAAAUUGCUGAUGAUCUCCGGGCCUCUUCAAAUGCUGCGUCGACGGACCUUGCAUCUGAAGCAGCGGAAGCCGCACUCUCAGCUGAAAGGAACUGGUACGAUCCAGUCGUUCAAGGCAUCAUAAUGUUCCAGGAGUACACCGAUCUUCCCUGGUGGGCCACAGUAGCUGCCGUGACCGUCCUCGCUCGCAUACUCGUGCUACCUCUAACGCUGAAUACGUUCCGAAACGCUGCUCGAAUGCAGAGUAUCAAACCAGAUGUUGAUGCAAUCAAAGAGCGGAUGCAGGCUGCCAUGCACAGUGGUGACCAGCAGCGAAUCCGUGCCCUUCAACAACAAGUCUUUAGGCUCUUGCGGGAGAACCAGAUAUCUCCUCUACGUAGCCUGGUGAAUCCUCUGGUGCAGAUGCCGCUUUUUAUCUCAUUCUUUCUGGGACUUCGGAAAAUAGCUAAGAUCUACCCAGAUGAGCUACGGAAUGGCGGUCUGGGAUGGUUCCGAGACCUCUCCCUGCCGGAUCCCUUCUAUGGACUGCCGGCGCUGACCAGUGCCACCAUGCUAUUCAUGAUUCAAAUGGGCACGGAGACUGGCGGAGCCCAGCUGCCUCCUUUUGCGCUGAAUUUGAUGCGAAUCUUCGCUCUGAUCCUACUACCGCUGACUGCACAGUUUCCUGCCAUUCUUUUUUGCUACUGGUUACCGAACAACCUCUUCUCCAUGCUCCAGGCGUUUGCGCUUCGACACCAGAGAGUUCGUAGAUGGCUCGGAUGUCCGCCACUUGGAGCGAGGUCCGCAGCCGCGACAGCCGGCGCGCACACCAAUAGGGAUGCCAUGCCCGACGCCAAAACUGCUGCUAUACGCUCCUAUCUCAGGUCUAGCGACGCCAACGCGCCCGUGGAUGCCACCCGGAUGAAGAUAUUGGAGAGCCCUCCGCAGCGUUCAGCCAAGGCGCGUUGA